AUGCCCACUGCUCCUAAGAGAGGUGUGAAGCCUAGAGUCAAUGCAGCGAAACAGUGUGUUGGUAUCAUGGCACCACUGCAAAGUCCCAAUGCCAGCCUUCCAGCAUCUGCCCCCACAGACAUCCUAUUUCAUGACCUCUCUCUGCACUCCAGGCCUGCUAGCCAGUCAAGCCGCAUGGCACCUACCAGUUCAACUGUUCCAAAGAGGGGCAUCUCGCCUGAACGGGACAGUCACACAUCAGUUAAGGAACCGGCUAAGAAGAAGCACAGAGGUGGCAAGUUGAGCAAGGGAAAGAUCGAGGAGUUGGCAUUGAAGAAGAAAGAGUUCCUACAGUAUUUGGAGGAAAAGGGCAAUGAAUGGGGGGUUUCUUCUGCAUUUCUGCUGUGCAACAUGAAUCUCAGUGAGAGUCUUCAAACUUCAAAAACCACCAUUGCUUGGAAUAAGUUCCAGCACAACUUUGCCCAGGACUGUGAGGGGGAUUAUUCUGCCAUGAAGGCAUCAGCCAUGUUCAAUGAACUUCAUGAUGAGCAUGGUGGUGAAGGCUCGGAGGACUAG
This is a messenger RNA of Cantharellus anzutake, 555 nucleotides long. RefSeq lists its product as uncharacterized. Lineage: Eukaryota; Fungi; Basidiomycota; Agaricomycetes; Cantharellales; Hydnaceae. The record is from RefSeq and is a predicted model, not a curated record. The transcript has a single exon. Bases 1 to 555 code for a protein of 184 amino acids.